CUCGCUCUUGCGCCUUCUUUUUCUUGUUGUCUCUUGCUUUGUCUCUCUUGCUACGCCUUUAGUCCCUCGUGCCCUUCUUCUACAUUCUACGUCUGUGGACUCCAGGAACACAUCAGAACAUCACAUCGCACAGACAGCGGCGUCAUAUUGCAUAUUGUCCACCACAAGAGACACCAUAUCUGGAUUGGCAGAAACUGUCCGGGUUCCUAAUCCAACGCUCGGUCAUCUCAGCCCUCAUUCAGCAGUUCCUGUCACACGAAAGGCACGCGGGGCGUGGUUGGUUGACGGGCUCCCUCAAACACCAACUGUUUUAAAAGCAGGACUUUCUACUACCUGUAUCGAAAUAUCGUGUGGCUUUCUUUCCAAAGUUCGAGGCUUUAGUGAAGUUGCAACAUCUGGAAUAUCAACCUUCUGCAACUCCAGCGAUACCGAAAUACGUCAAAGCCCAUUUCAGUUCUAGUAACGAAUCUUACAAACAGCCAACUACUUCAAAAUGCGCCGGAAAGCUGUCUUUUUGGCCGCUCUUCCCGUAACGAGUGCGCUCUCACUUGCGAACUUCCAAGAGAUCACGUCGAUAUCGAUACCUCUAACUUGCCAACUUACAUACGACGGUCAAAUACCAUCAUGCACAGUAUCGGACUUUGAGAAUGGAUGCUCAUCCACAUGUCAAGAUUCGCUGGAGUUAGUUGCACAGAGUGUCAGUGGAGUGUGUUCCGAUGUCAACGUGAACCCCAACACGUUACUUGGUAUAGUCAAAAGUGGAGGAAUACUGGCGGCGUUAUGUCCAGCACCGAAGGUCACAUUGUCCACUCCAGAGUCAUCGACUCACGCUAUUCAACAGAGUAAUACAGCUGCACAUACAACUAUAUCGACAAUACCUAUAACGAAUCCAGAUGCGCAUACCACCACAGCAUCAACCCAUUCUCAGUCGACAGAGCAAUCGACGGUCAGUACUUCGUCGACUAUUGCGACUAUUGCGACCACGACUACCGAGGCCAGUACGAUUUCCCAAACAAGUACGAGUAUUGCAAGUGCGAGUAGCACAAGCACAAGCACAAGCAUCACAAGCACGAGCAUAAGUAGUGCUGCAACAACAUUGUCGACGCAAACACAAUCGGCUGGGAGUAAUAUUGAGCCAGUACCUGUCACCAGUACGACGGCCACUUCAACAAGCAGCAAGACCUCCUCGGUUACUAAGGAGACCAGUCAUUCGGAUAGCGGUGGUGGCAGUCCGUUCGAUAUCUCUAGUGGCUCGAGCCAUAUAAGUAGAAGUUUGUCAUUAUUGGUGAUGGCUGCGUGUGCCGGUGUGCUACUUGGAAGGUGAAAACAGGCUCUGACAGGAUGAAGGUAUGAUAUUGAUAAUAUCAAAAAGCAUUGGCUACUGAGCCAGCCUCCUUGGAAGGGGGUGCGGGGAACAAAGACAAGAUGUUUUAUCGCUAAGUAGAUUUGUACGAUAUGGGACUGGGAGGAUACGGGUACCGGGGG
Messenger RNA from Amorphotheca resinae ATCC 22711, 1485 nucleotides. RefSeq lists its product as hypothetical. The transcript has a single exon. The coding region runs from base 494 to 1324 and encodes 276 amino acids. Lineage: Eukaryota; Fungi; Ascomycota; Leotiomycetes; Helotiales; Amorphothecaceae. The record is from RefSeq and is a predicted model, not a curated record.